CCAAAUAUCCCUCGCACCAUCCUAAACCCUGUUUACCCCAGAAACCUUAACUGUGGACAGACAGAGGAGGAGAGGGAGAGAAUAUUCAGACACAAUAAAACUCUGAGGGGGAAAAAAUAUGUGGAAGGAGGAGGCAGCAGAGGCCUAGGAAAGCGAUUGAAAAGUUUCCCCGGCUUAACUUCUCCCUCCCCUCCCCCCCUUCCAGAAGCAGCAGCAGCAGCAGCACAAGAUCAUCCUCAAGAAAUCAGAAAAAAGAGUUAAGUCUUAUAUUAACUGAAGCGCUGAAGUGACAACUAUGGAAGCACAAAUAGAAAACAAGUAAAAAUGACUGCAGCUAAACAAGCAAACAGGUCAUGGCACGCUUAACGAAAAGACGACAGGCAGACACAAAAGCUAUCCAGCAUCUUUGGGCAGCUAUUGAAAUAAUCCGGAACCAGAAGCAAAUUGCUAAUAUUGACCGUAUUACAAAGUAUAUGUCUCGAGUCCAUGGUAUGCAUCCAAAAGAGACCACACGUCAGUUGAGCUUAGCAGUGAAGGAUGGUCUUAUUGUUGAAACCCUGACUGUGGGAUGUAAGGGAUCAAAAGCUGGUAUUGAACAAGAAGGAUACUGGUUGCCAGGAGAUGAGAUUGCCUACAGUAUGCAGCCUUUCUCCCGGACAACAGCAAAAAACAAGGACUGGGAAACAGAAAAUCAUGACUGGUAUUGUUUUGAAUGCCAUUUGCCUGGAGAGGUGUUGAUAUGUGACCUGUGUUUUCGUGUGUAUCAUUCCAAGUGUUUGUCUGAUGAGUUCAGGCUUAGAGACAGCAGUAGUCACUGGCAGUGCCCAGUUUGCAGGAGUAUUAAGAAGAAAAACACAAGCAAGCAAGAGAUGAGCACAUACCUGCGAUUCAUUGUCUCUCGUAUGAAGGAGCGGGCUAUCGAUCUAAACAAGAAAGGGAAGGACAACAAGCACCCAAUGUAUAGGAGGCUGGUGCACUCAGCUGUCGAUGUUCCUACUAUACAAGAGAAAGUAAAUGAAGGAAAAUACAGGAGUUAUGAGGAAUUCAAAGCAGAUGCUCAGCUUCUUCUACACAACACGGUGAUUUUCUAUGGAGCGGACAGUGAACAAGCUGAUAUAGCUAGGAUGCUUUACAAAGACACAUGCCAUGAGCUGGAUGAACUGCAGCUUUGCAAGAACUGUUUCUAUUUGUCAAAUGCACGUCCUGACAAUUGGUUCUGCUACCCUUGUAUACCCAAUCAUGAAUUGGUUUGGGCCAAAAUGAAAGGGUUUGGGUUUUGGCCAGCCAAAGUCAUGCAGAAAGAGGACAAUCAGGUCGAUGUUCGCUUUUUUGGGCAUCACCACCAAAGGGCCUGGAUCCCUUCAGAAAACAUUCAAGAUAUCACAGUUAAUAUCCAUCGGUUGCAUGUGAAGCGCAGCAUGGGCUGGAAAAAAGCAUGUGAUGAACUGGAACUGCACCAGCGUUUCCUUCGUGAUGGGAGAUUCUGGAAGUCUAAGAAUGAAGAUAAAGGUGAGGAGGAGGCAGAAUCCAGUAUCUCUUCCACCAGCAAUGAGCAGCUGAAGGUUACUCAGGAACCCAGAGCAAAGAAAGGACGACGUAAUCAAAGUGUGGAACCCAAAAAGGAAGAGCCAGAGCCUGAAACUGAAGCAGUAAGUUCAAGCCAGGAAAUUCCCACAAUGCCUCAGCCCAUUGAAAAGGUUUCAGUCUCAACACAGACCAAGAAGUUAAGUGCCUCUUCUCCAAAAAUGCUGCAUCGGAGCACCCAGACCAAUAAUGAUGGAGUGUGUCAGAACAUGUGCCAUGACAAAUACACCAAAAUCUUUAAUGACUUCAAAGACAGGAUGAAGGCUGAUCACAAGAGAGAGACCGAGAGAGUUGUACGAGAAGCAGUGGAAAAGCUGCGUACCGAGAUGGAGGAAGACAAAAGGCAGGCUGUAAAUAAAGCUGUAGCCAACAUGCAAGGAGAGAUGGACAGAAAGUGUAAGCAAGUAAAGGAGAAGUGCAAAGAAGAGUUUGUAGAAGAAAUUAAGAAACUAGCAGGUCAGCACAAGCAGCUGAUUUCCCAGACCAAGAAGAAGCAGUGGUGCUACAACUGUGAAGAGGAGGCUAUGUACCACUGCUGCUGGAAUACUUCCUACUGUUCCAUCAAGUGUCAGCAGGAACACUGGCAUGCUGAACACAAACGCACCUGUCGCAGAAAAAGAUGAAAGAUUAAGUCCUCCCCUAGAAAACCACCCUGAUGAUUGCUAUUCUCAGACACAGCGGUUUUUGUUUCCAAGAAGCCAAAAUUGUUUAGAAUUUGCUUCCCAUUUUGCACCAGCCUUUAAACAAUUUUCGUAAAGAAAUUUUGCACAGUAGUUUCAACCUUCUGUUUAAUGCUCCUCCAAAAUUUUGUCAGUCUACUGAAUUUAACAUCAGUGGGAGCAGGUUACUUUAAAUAAUUUUAAAUAGAGGAUUUGUUGCAUUUUAAAACAUUUUUAGGUUUUACAGAGAUUUUAAUCUUUAAAAGCAACAGAUUUAAAAAGAAAAACAACAUGAGCUUAAUGAGAAGAACACUUAAAAGUUAGAUCUGAAUGUAAGAACAAUAGAACUGUUUCAGAAAAAAAAGCAUACUACCUUGAUGUAACAUUUUUUUCCUAACCUUGGCGAGCUGGUUUUGUUCAGCUUAAUUUUACUGUUUAAAGGCAUUAUCUAUUGGUUAUACCAGUGGGUAUAUGAUUGAAUUUAGGGAACAGGGUUGACACAGCAGGUGCUAGUCCUGCCUAUUUUUUCUUAAAAGUUUCCCUAUUGUGUUUUUUUCAUUAUUUCUUUUCAAUAUAUAACUUUUAUAACAAAAUAUUAGCUUUGAUCUUGUAGUUUCAAAUCACAGGGGAUUGGGGUAAUUUUUGCUGAGCUGGAUCUUAGAGAAAAAUGAAUAUUUAAAUUUUAAAGUUUGCACAUUUCAUCCUUGUCCUAACAUGAGUGCUUGUAACAAGAAAAAGAAAAGCCAAAAAAAACUACCUUUAUUCAUACAUGGAAUUAUAGAUGAGGCAUAAAAAUAUCUUUAAUGCUUGCUUCCCCCCUCCCUCCAAGCCUCCCAACCCAAGGUCAUUCGACAGCCUAUAAGCCGGUGUCACCUAGUCCAUUGCAACUUAAUAAUAAAAGGAAAAAUAGCACUUAAGUUUCACAGAAGCCGUUAUGUUUGUAGUAAUGGGUCAUUGCCUAUUAAUGAGCUCCAUCACUGUACUCAGAAUGAAGAAUAAUGCAUGUUAAUUUUCUUGUACUAAAGAUGCCGUGAUUUGUAAAAAGUCUGUAUUUUGCGGAAUGUCUGGAUUAAGAAGCAUUACCAAUAGGAAUGGAUCGAUAGUUGAAAAAUGAUUUUUUUUGUUUUGUUUUAUAUAUAGUUAUAUGAAUUGCAUCCAUAUUCAGAGACAAUUUUUUAAAUAGGUGUAAAGCUUACUUAAACAGCUUUUCUUUUAAAGUGUCUCACCAUUUUAGUUUCUUUUAAAGGUUGGUCUUAGACUGAGUCAAAUGCCCAUUAAUCAUCCUAGCUAUUUUUUGAGAAGUUAGAGGAAUAAUUUGUAAAUAUUUAUUUAGAUCUUUGAUAUUUAUUGAAAGCAAUUACAUGAUGGAACGAUGGAAGUGGAAGAAUCAGGAGGAAAGCCUUUCAAAAAAGUUUUCUUUAGGAUUUGUCAGGGUCAGUGUAAAGAUUAAAGUAUAACUAAGUCUUCUGUGAACUGCCAUUGAAAUCCUGAUCUUUUUUACUUACAGUGGUGAUACAAGUUAAUUGAUUUGAUACUGCCAAUUAAUGCCCAAUAUGUUGAAAAAAACUACAUGGUAAGUUGAUUGGAAACAAUAGUAAUUAGUUGGGAACUUAAAUUACCACAAACGGUUAUUGCCUGAGAACUGUGUAAUUAAUGUUGGUCGCCUCUGUGUUGUGAUGGUAAAACACAUCACAACUAAAAAUUAAUCUUGUUCUAUUACUUUACGAGUUCCAAAACUUCGAUCCACCCCUAUGAAAGCAAGUUAUUGUGGAAAUAUUUUUGGUGUAAAAUCAUUCCAGAAUAUGUAAUAUUUAACUGAUAGCUGCAUGAAAGUAAGAUUCGUGUUACUUUGGCUUUUUUGUCUCUGUUGACACGGUUGCACAUUUCCAAGUUACUACAGCGUGAAAACUGUGUGUU
Molecule: messenger RNA, 4160 nt
Organism: Chelonoidis abingdonii (Abingdon island giant tortoise)
Lineage: Eukaryota; Metazoa; Chordata; Testudines; Testudinidae
Source: RefSeq, a predicted model, not a curated record